Nematostella vectensis (starlet sea anemone) is the source of this 2002-nucleotide messenger RNA. RefSeq names its product endonuclease/exonuclease/phosphatase family domain-containing protein 1. The transcript is spliced from 9 exons. The record is from RefSeq and is a predicted model, not a curated record. Gene Ontology annotation, cellular component: plasma membrane. NCBI's taxonomy places the organism in Eukaryota, Metazoa, Cnidaria, Anthozoa, Actiniaria, Edwardsiidae. Gene Ontology annotation, molecular function: catalytic activity. Bases 44 to 1753 code for a protein of 569 amino acids.
GCUCAGAAAGUAUUUUCACCUACUUUUUGGCACUUUACUAGCGAUGGGUAACAAGUCGAGUUCAAAAUCAAAGUCAAUAACAACAGCCCCAGAAGAAAACGAAGGUGCAAAUCGACAUGAGGAGGACGAGAAACGAGAGAAGAUCCAAAAGCACACCACCAAUUCCGUGGAUCUGAUGACAGCUUCUAUUGCAGAGCUGGUGUCAAUUGGUGUAACGGAAGAAUUGGCGUCGCGUUUAACCCAAGUUCGUGGUAAACUUAACACUGUCAGCGAAGUGGUUAGUGUACUUGAAAGUAGCGAGUGUCUUUUAAAAGUAGAGUGUCUGAAUGCUUUUGUUGUACGUAAAGUCGAUAACAGUGUUGUCAUCGAGCGAAUAGUUGCACAAGCGAAGACUAAACGCAGUUUCAGUUUUGGACGGAUAAAGCCAAAGGAACAAGAAGAUCCUGAAUCUGGUCUUGAACCAAGCAAGAAGCGAAGACCACUCAAAGACAGUUCACCUGACAAGGGCAGCAAGAGUGAUCCGUCGUUCGAACUGGAGGACAGUGCACAACAAAGUCCAGUGUGUUUGGUCAACGUUAAUACUGCCACAGAGGAGGAGCUGGAAAGGAUCAAGGGGUUUGGUCCCGCAGUGUCCAAGAACAUAGUUAAACAUCGUGAAGAGCAUGGUCCAUUUGGCAAUGUGGAAGAACUAAUUGUCAUAAGGGGAGUUAGCCAGAAGCUUUUGUGUAAACUUGAAGGGCAAUUGACAGUGGGCGAUGAUGAAAACAAACAAACAACCUUUCAAGCAAGCAGAUUCAAGCUCGAUGCUAUAGGACCAGGAGGAACACUAAAGUACAAGGGUCGGGAUGUGGUGCGUUUGAUGUCCUGGAAUCUCCAAUGCUUUAAUAGUGACAAGGCAUCCAAUGAGGGCGUCUGUGAAGUCAUAUGCAAGACUAUCUUAGAAAAUGGGGUAAACAUUGUUGUAAUCCAAGAGAUAGGUGAUGAAGAUGCACUCACCAAGAUUAAAGAUGAACUGAAUCAUCAGACACUUAAAGGUGCGGGAAAUGGCCACCAAGGACAGUGGGAGUGUCAGAUAUCAGAUGUGGCUGGGGCUAUGUACAGGUCCAGAGAGUACAAUGGUUUCUUGUGGGAUGCUAGCUGUGGUAUUCAACUCAAGAGCUCAUCACUUUUAGAGAAACCAAAAAAUGGAAAGAAGCAGUUUGCAAGAAGACCAUUUCUUGGAUUCUUCAAGACUAAAGGACUGGAUUUUCUUGUGACAAGUGUGCACCUCAAGGCUACAGGGCUUGAUAAUGAAGACAUCGGCCGCCUUCAGGAAGAACGUGCAAGAAUGCCAGACAUAAUCACUGCACUGAAUGAGUGUGUCCCAGAUGAAAAGGAUAUGGUUGUAUUAGGUGAUUUCAAUCUUGAGCCAGAUGAGGAAGACUUUGACUGCUUCCGUGAGGCACAUCUCUCCAAUCUUAUUCCUCACUCAUCAUACACAAACAUCAGCACAUCCAAUCCAGAUGGUUCAAAGUGCUAUGAUAAUAUCUGGAUAUCAAGACAUUGCAAAGACCAUGCAUACACUAGCAGAUCUGGUGUUUUUCGAUCCGGGAUGACGCAUGAGAAGAUCCCGGAUGGAUGGAAAUGGGGAGGGGUGGUAUCGGACCACUGCCCCGUCUGGGCUGAAUUUUUUUGUGAUCAAGACACGGACAAAAGCACCGGCGAAGAGAAAGUUGAGGAUAUCGCUAUAGAAUCUUCAAAUAGUCAGGCGUAGUUGCAGCAGAGUGAAAAUGCCCCUAUGCCACGGAUUUUAACAUUAGGGGCCUAUGGCAAUAUCGACGACGAAUUUGCACGACGACGGCAUUUUUAUAGGUUUUCAUUGUAGAUAAUUAAUUUUAGAUUGUAAAUAAGUUUCUUUUAAAUAGUCAUGAUUACAAUGAAUUAAUACAUUAACUAUCCAUCUAUCUAUCAGUGUACCUUGAUAGACACACCCACUGAAUAAAAUAAAUAAGAUUGUCAUGAA